AUGGUUCAGCGCGCCUCCAUUGGUGAAGUAAUGACGGAGCAGAAUCAGGACGAUGGUAAUGAGAUUGGGGGUAAUUUUGAGGAUCUCACCGAAGAUGGGAUUAUCGAGGAUGGAAUUAUUGAGGAUAGGAUUAUUGAGGAUGGAGAGGGGAUUAUUAAUGAAGGCAAUGGUCCCGAGAAUGGAAUUGUUGAGAAUAGAGAGGAGUCUGUCAAUGAGAGUAACGAUAUUGAGGAUAUGAUUAUUGAGGAUAGAGAGGAGGUUAUUAAUGAGAAUAGAGAGGAGGUUGUUAAUAUGAGUAACGAUAUUGAAGAUAGAGAGGAGGUCAUUAAUGAAAGUAAUAGUCCCGAGGAUGGAAUCAUCGAGAAUAGAGAGGAGUUUGGCGAUGAGAGUGAGGAUGAUCCUCUCGAACCUCCUUUUCCAGUUCUAGAGAACAGAGGGGGGCAAGUAGAUUCGCCCCUUCACAGGCAUUCCUCACAUAUAUUGAUUAUACAGUAG
Molecule: messenger RNA, 495 nt
Organism: Botrytis sinoallii
Lineage: Eukaryota; Fungi; Ascomycota; Leotiomycetes; Helotiales; Sclerotiniaceae
Exons: 1
Coding region: 1-495 (164 amino acids)
Source: RefSeq, a predicted model, not a curated record